Molecule: messenger RNA, 2992 nt
Organism: Xyrauchen texanus (razorback sucker)
Lineage: Eukaryota; Metazoa; Chordata; Actinopteri; Cypriniformes; Catostomidae
Product: fascin-like
Exons: 5
Coding region: 94-1578 (494 amino acids)
Biological process (GO): establishment or maintenance of cell polarity; actin filament bundle assembly; cell migration
Cellular component (GO): cell projection membrane; lamellipodium; filopodium
Molecular function (GO): actin filament binding; protein-macromolecule adaptor activity
Source: RefSeq, a predicted model, not a curated record
CCAUGCUGUAUCACUUGUCACAGUCACACCCACUCAGAACCGCUGGUCACCGAUUAAAUUCUCACCGAACCGUAACACCCAAACAGAUCUACAAUGUCUUCUGAAGGAUUAGGCGAGACUUUGGUGAUUCGGUUCGGCCUUAUAAACGCGUAUAACAAAUAUCUCACAGCUGAGACGUUUGGCUUUAAAAUCAACGCCUCUGCGACCUCCAUGAAGAAAAAGCAAGUGUGGACCCUUGAGCAGUCUGGAGAUCACGGAGACUCCAAUGCAGUGUUUAUCAAAAGCCACAUGGGCAGAUACCUCGCAACGGACAAGGAUGGCAACGUGACCGCGGACAGCGAGCAACCCGGCCCGGAUUGUCGAUUCCUAGUGAUCGCACAUGAUGACGGCCAGUGGUCCCUGCAGUCCGAGCCAAACGCACGCUACCUGGGCGGCACCGAGGACCGGAUUGUGUGCUUUGCGCAAAGCAUCUCUCCUGCAGAGAAAUGGAACGUGCAUCUGGCGGUCCAUCCUCAGGUGAACGUAUACAGUAUCGCGCGAAAGCGGUACGCUCACCUUCGCGCAGAGAGGAACGAGCUCGCCGUGGACCGUGACGUGCCGUGGGGUGUGGACUCGCUGCUCACUCUCGUGUACCUGGAUCACCGGUAUCAUCUACAGACGGCUGACAACCGCUUCCUCACCUGCAGCGGCACCCUGGUAACCAAACCCGACACCGACACCGGCUUCACGCUGGAGUUUCGGGCGGGCAAGGUCGCUUUUCGGGAUGCCACGGGCAAGUACAUCGCUCCCACGGGUCCCACAGGGACCAUGAAAUCCGGCAAGAGCGCGCGCGUCGGCAAAGAUGAGUUUUUUGUCCUCGUGCAAAGUCACGGGCAAGUGGUGCUCACUGCCAGCAACGAAAGAAACGUUUCCACGCGCCAGGGGGUGGAUUUAUCAGCCAAUCAGGAUGAGGAAUCAGAUCAGGAGGUGUUUCAGAUGGAGAUGGAUAGAGAGACAAAGCGCUGUGCUUUCCGAUCAUGCAAUGGAAAGUACUGGAGCCUCACCCCCAGUGGAGCGGUCCAGUGCACUGCCUCCACCAUGUCACCCAGUUGUUUCUUCGAUCUUGAGUGGAAAGGGUCAAAAGUUGCAUUGAAAGCCAGUAAUGAUAAAUACCUGGCAGCCAAGAAGAACGGCCAACUGGCGGCUGCUGUGGACUCUGCAGGUGAGCAGGAGGAGUUUGUGUUGAAGCUCAUCAACAGGCCACUGAUAGUGUUGCGUGGGGAACACGGCUUUAUUGGUUGCCGCAAACAAGGAACUGGGACCCUUGAUUCCAACCGCUCAUCCUAUGAUGUCUUCCAAUUAGAGUACAACAACAAUGCUUACUGCCUCAAAGAUGCAGUGGGGAAGUAUUGGACAGUGGAGGCAGAUGGGUCUGUGGUUAGCAGUAGUGGUACACCUGUCUUUUUCCACUUUGAAUUUUGUGAUUAUAAUAAAGUGGCCAUUAAAACAAAGGAGGGCAAGUAUCUUAAGGGAGACCAUGCUGGUGUGCUCAAAGCCAGUGGCCAGAGCAUAACUGAAGCAACAUUAUGGGAAUACUGAGAAAAAGUGGGACCCCCCUUAAUAACACGAAAAAAACAUGUGUUCUUUAAAUCUAUCCUUAAACAUAAGCUCAAGGCAUUCUCUUAAUCAUUAGCACAAGAUAAUAACACACAUCACGCAACAUACAAAAAUUAUUCAUAAUAAUCUAAUGGUAAAAACACAAUAGAGCCAAGAGCGAGUGAAAUGUUUUUUAAAGUGUUCUAGCCCCUUUAGUGUUAAUUUCACCAGGAAACUGCGAAGAAACGUAGAAUGCAGACCGUAAAAGUCAGUUUGCAAAGAUUUACUGUAGUUAUAGUAAUGUUAAUUCUAUGAGAGGUUGCUUUUUUUCUGCCAUGGAACACAAAAUAUGUUAUGCAGAAUAUUAGCCUCAGUCUACAUUUACUUUCAUUGAAUGGAAAGAAAAAAAUGAUGCAAUAAAAGUGAAUGUGAACAUUCUGCCUAACAAUUCAUUUUGUGUUCUAUAUAAGAAAGAAAGUCAUGGGUUUAGUUCAUCGGGGUGAGGAAAUGAUGACAGAAUAAAUUUUUUUUGGGUGUACUAUGCCUUUAAAUAAGAGAAGUACAAAUUUAUGUCAAGGGCAGACAGGAAGUCUUUUUGAAAACUGGAUUAUAAUCUGACAAACUUGAAAUUCUACAGUGCAUAUGAUGUGCUUGGCUCGUUUGUCUCAAUGAUUAGCAUGAAAAUAUAACUAUUGCAUGAAAGGCUGUCACGAAAUCAUGCAAAGAUUCACAAGAGUAGGCUUAUGCAAAGUUUCUCUGAUGCUUUUGUGAUCUCAUUUCUCUCAUCGUAACAGCUGUUUCCAAUAAAUUCAGUAUCUGUGUAGUAUUACAUAAUGGUCAAUUAUUUGCUCAUGCAAAAUAGGCAUACAGACAUGUGUGUCAUUUUUUUAUCCUUUAGGCAUAAUGCUUAUUCUUGACCAUGAUCCAAAAAGCAUUUUUAGAGUGAACUGACUUCUGUAAAGAGGCCAGGUUUUUAAUAGCACCACCUAGCACCAGCUCAGAAAAUAUCUGAGAAAUAUCCCUGCUCUCUUUGGAGAGGCUAAAUUCCAAAGGAACAAAACUCACACAGACGCACAGAGUGAGUCAAAAGCAAAUCAAGCAUACUAUUUAUUUGUCAAAUUGUUAUAUGUGGUGUUUGUGGCCAUGCUUGGUUUCAUGAUUGUAUCCUGCCAAAAAUAUAUUGUUCCUACUAGAUGAACAACAUUGUAUUACAUUUUUUUUUUAUGUAAAUCAAGCUUGAUGUUGAUAUUACGUUGACUUGCAGUUUUUCGGCUAAAGCUUUUCCAUGUGAAUGUGCUGAAGGGAAAAAAUGAAGAUGUGCUUGUGCCUUGCUCAUUGAGAUGAGAUAUCAGAAGUGUGAAAAUACAGUUUUUGAAACUUUUUUUUAUUUUGUUCUCAUUAUGUGCUGUUUGCAACU